This is a messenger RNA of Colletotrichum higginsianum IMI 349063, 1278 nucleotides long. Its product is annotated as Serine/threonine-protein phosphatase 2A activator. Gene Ontology annotation, cellular component: protein phosphatase type 2A complex; nucleus; cytoplasm. Bases 1 to 1278 code for a protein of 425 amino acids. The record is from RefSeq and is a predicted model, not a curated record. The transcript has a single exon. Lineage: Eukaryota; Fungi; Ascomycota; Sordariomycetes; Glomerellales; Glomerellaceae. Gene Ontology annotation, biological process: mitotic spindle organization. Gene Ontology annotation, molecular function: peptidyl-prolyl cis-trans isomerase activity; protein tyrosine phosphatase activator activity.
AUGGCCUCAGCUAAUACAGCAUCGCAAACAGGCGAAUCGUCUGUGGCCUCCUUGGGCAACAAGAUUCCUAAACUCGAGCCUCGCCGCCGUCGUCCCGGCCCCUCCAACCCGACUCCUCGCCCCGAGACACCUGCGCUGCCUUCGCCACCUGAUCUCCGUAAUCAUAUAUACAAGACCCCUUCGAGAAGAAUACUAUCCCAGAAGGAUCACGAGCUGUUUCUCUCGUCGCCUACCUACAGCUUGGUUCUUGCCUUCGUCUUCCAUCUCUCCGAAUCCGUCCAAGACACACCCCGCUCUGCCGUCAAAGACAGCGAAAUUAGUCCCGCACUCCAGUCAAUUCUGCGAAUGCUAGAUGAAGCCGAAUCACUUGCCGAAGCGUCUCCACCCGACGAUCAAGGCGGCUCGCGUUUUGGAAACAAGGCGUUCCGAACAUUCCUGGACUUGGUGAAGGAGAAGGCCACCGCAUGGCAGAGUCAGUUAGGUGUCAGCGAGGCGGCAAAUGACGAGGUGGCGGUCUACUUGGAGCAUUCUUUUGGAAACAGGAUGCGGAUAGACUACGGCUCUGGACACGAGCUCAACUUUGUCAUGUGGCUGCUGUGCCUCUACCAGCUCCGAAUCAUCGCCAAAGACGACUUUCGGCCCCUAGUGCUCAAGGUCUUCGAGCGGUACUUGAAACUCAUGCGGAAUAUCCAGCUGACAUAUUAUCUGGAGCCCGCAGGCUCUCAUGGCGUCUGGGGUUUGGACGAUUACCAGUUUCUCCCAUUCUUGUUCGGUGCCUCGCAACUCCUGCACCACCCCUUCAUCACGCCAUUGGCGAUCCAUCAGGAUCUCACGUUGGAAGAAUUCAGUCAUGAUUUCUUAUACCUCGGCCAGGUCAACUUCGUCAGCGAAACGAAGACGGUCAAGGGCCUGCGUUGGCACAGUCCCAUGUUGGACGAUAUUUCUGCGGCCAAGUCGUGGACCAAAGUGGAAGGCGGCAUGCGCCGCAUGUUCGUCGCCGAGGUUCUAAAGAAACUUCCUGUUAUGCAACAUUUUCUUUUCGGCUCGCUCGUGCCGGCGACGGAAGGUAUGAGUACGGAGCAAGACUUUGAAUCGGAUGACGAUCAACAGGAGGAGGAAAGGGGCGAGAUCACGCCGGGGAACGUUGGCAAGCACAAGCAUCAGCAUGUGGGCUGGGGUGAUUGCUGCGGCAUCAAGGUCCCGAGCAGUGUUGCUGCGGCGCAGGAAAUGAAGAAAAGGGGAGCCCAUGAUGCUCUUCGCAGAAUACCAUUUGAUUAG